Molecule: messenger RNA, 19791 nt
Organism: Porites lobata
Lineage: Eukaryota; Metazoa; Cnidaria; Anthozoa; Scleractinia; Poritidae
Source: the annotation of a GenBank genome assembly
GAACAAGUGGAAGUGUUGUUUACCUGUUUUUGCUCGUUUUUGACUACGAUUUACUCGUUCAAAACGCCUUUCGAAACAGAGCUUGAGUAACUAUUUAUUGUACUUCUUCUUUUUAUCGUCGUUAGCAUAUUUAUACGCAAAUUUCUUUUACAUACUACGAAUCAUCUGUGGUUAUGUGCGGUGUACUUCAUGAUUAUGAUUUGCAGGUUUUGACGCUUGUUGUACUCCCUUCAAAGUUCCGUGAAAAUGGGUUAUCUUCAACGGCUGGAGUUAGAGAAUUUCAAGUCCUACAAGGGAAAGCAUACUAUUGGACCAUUCAAACGAUUCACAGCCAUUAUAGGACCAAAUGGAUGUGGUGAGUGGAUAUUUGAUGGGGAACUAUAAAAGCUUCAUUUCAAGGCUUAUUUGUGCUUUUUCAGAGUUUUAAAGCUUAUAACUCUUGUAGUUGCAUGGCCUUCUGUAUCAGCUUAAGUGGAUCAAAUCACAUGACAGUCGUUUUGUGAAGCUUUUCUAUAUACUAGUACCAAUAAAUGCCCAUUUUCCCCCGGGGGGUAGGGGGGUACUCAUGGGAAUUCUUGGUUGGGGUGUGCUGCCCGGUUCAACAAAUCCUGACCCUAUUUCAGACCAAAAAUUUCAUAUUUUUCCAUACCUAUUUUCAGACCAGACCUCUAAAAUCCAUACCCAUUUUCAGACCUGGCCUUUAGGCAGAAAUUAUGUCAUCAUAACUUAGAUAAGAGUACCAACAAAUGCAUUUCGAAUUCACGUAUUUCUAUAUUAUUCUUAUUCAUUUAGAAUUGAAAUGAUACCAUGUUUAUACACUCCCUUAGUUCCCUCAAAAACCAUACCCAAUUUCAGACAGAAAUGCGCAAAGUGUAUACCCGUUUUCAGACCAAAAAGGCCAAAACACCAUACCCUUUGGGACAGCACGUACCUGUAUGGAUUAUGUAAGGGAGAAACCCCAGAUUUCCGCUAUUGUUGUUUUAUACUAAAUUUUUUAUAACUAGGAAAAUCUAAUUUGAUGGAUGCCAUUAGUUUUGUGUUUGGUGAAAGAACACAGAGUCUUCGAGUUCGCACAGUUAAGGUGAGUGUUAAUUAUCGCGGAAGUGGAUCUGAAGUCUUUUCACCCUUUAAUAAAUCAUUUCUGCUUUCAUUCCCAAAAAGAUGCAGACAAAUCCACACACCAUCUUUGCGAUAGCUGUCACAAAGUGCCCUCAUAAAUAGGAAUUUACCACAAUUGUCAGUCUUGAAGUAAUAUAAAACUGGAAAUAAACCCAUUCAAAUACAACACACUUGUUAAACAAGAUCUGCAUUCCAACCUGGACAUGUCAUCUGUCAGAAAAGGGUUAUUAGUAGUGGCUGUACAAGCAAGUUGAAAGGACAAGGCAGGUGAAAGGCACCAGUUUAUGUGUUGGGGGUACACUUGAGCAGUUUUUAUUUGCCUUUGCUAAAGUACUCAUUCUUUCCACAUUAAACAUUUAAACACUGGAUAUCUUUUCUUCCUCAAAGGAUCUUAUCCAUGGAGCUCCUAUAGGCAAACCUGUAGCUAAUACAGCAAUGGUCUCUGCUGUAUACGCAGAGCAGGAUGGAACUGAAAUCAACUUCACUAGAAAGUACGAUCAUACUCAGGUCUAACUAUAUUUUAGAGUAGUGUUUAUUUGAGUAUUGAGGAAUUUGUCUUUUCGUUAUUUAUUUGUAUAGUUUCUGAUGCAAUAAGAAGUAUUUUGUCAUUUUCUCAAACCAAACUCAAGCAGGCAUUGGGACUCUUUCUUUUAGCUAGUACUUCUGGUGUGCAAAAUAUUCCUGUUUUCGGCAACGUUUACCAUUUGGUGCUUCCAAAUUUAGGAAAAUACAUCUGUAAGAACAAUAUUUCCAAAUGUCUUAAGGGAGCACUUUUCAACCUCCCCCCUAUCCCUUAGGUGAGCUGUGACCUUAAACUGGCUACUCAACUUUUAAUAAUAGAUCUUAACUUUUGCUUGUUUUGUCUGUUGUAGGAUUGUUGGUAGUGGUACUGAAUACAGAAUUGAUAACAAAGUUGUGUCACCACAACAGUACACCAAAAAACUGGAGGAAUUAGGCAUUUUGGUGAAAGCUAAAAACUUUCUUGUGUUUCAGGUAAAGUAUUUCAUUUGUAAUAAAACUAUAUACUUUUUUUACUUGGCCUUGUACCAACUGAACGGUGGAAGAACAGUAUACCGUAUUUCCUCAAAUAAUAGCUGGGGGCAAUUAUUUCUUUCUUUGCACCAAAAGGGGGUGAUUAUUCAAGGGAGGCAAUUAUUUCAAAUGUUGCUCACUGGAAGUCGUGCCCUAAAUAUUUUGUUCUAUUUUUCCAUUAAAUCAAAAGUAAUCACAUCAAAUAAACUGAACUUUGGAAUUUAAUGUGCUCCAAAUUUGGUUCCUUGAUGUCCUCGGUGCAGUGUUCUCACCAGGCCGCGGCAUUGUGGGAUUCCCACAAGAAAAUCUGAGAUGGCACAUAAAAAGCGUAGAAGAUGCGCAGGGGCAUGCUACAAGUCAAACAGAGUUUAGAAAUUCUACAGUUAAGUUAUUUUAAUGGUCAACCUAACAACCCAGUAUUUUGCUUGGUCAAAUGAAUAAAAAACAUGAUAUCAAAAGAUUCAAAGUGGUUAAUGUUAUUUCCUUAACUUUCAUUGGUCCCAGUCUUUGUCAAUCCCUGAUGGUUUGAACCUGCGACUUCCAGGGUGUCUAAAUACAAUCUUUCCUUACUAUGAAUUCUAGAUUUAAGCUUGAACUUUUACAAGGUUAUGCCCUUAUUAUUGAAGGUUUAAAGAAAUACCCAAAGCUGUUUGUGUCAACACAUUUUGGUGGUGUUUAUGUUUGAACUAUUUCAUCGUUAGGGUACUGUUGAAUCAAUAGCAAUGAAAACUCCCAAGGAACGAACCCAGAUGUUUGAAAAAAUAAGCAGGUUUGAGAAGUUGUCUGUAUAACAAAAUUUACCUCUUUUAAAUCAAGCCCCACACCCUUGAGAUUUCUGCAGUGUUCGUAAUAAUAAUAGUAAUAUUGAAGGGGUGCCUGCAAUAAAUCCCUAAGCCCCAAAUGUCUGAUAAAAUGCUACAUUCUCCUUCCUUGUAUGUCUUGUUAAUAAAAGGAGAAUUUGAUGUGAGAUCUUUCACCUUCAGGGUUAAAUUUUGUUUUACUUUUGUUCAAACAUUUUUAUCUGUUGUUAAUUUUAGAGCAUCCCAUCAUCAACUUGUUGACAAAUCUGAAACACAAGAGGAGACACCAGCCCUAGUCACUUAAUCAUUAUUCCAUCACCCUUCUACCUUUAAAAGAUAUGCAUCUACCAAAGAUAUGAAGGAAAUAAUUGUGCAGUAACUUUUUUAUUGCUAAAAUACAUCUGCAAAGAUAAUAGAAAUACAUCUGCAAAGAUAUAGAAAUGAUGACGUGUUAUGAAAUUUGCCAGGUCUGGAGAGCUUUCAGAUGAUUAUGAAAAAAAGAAGCAAGAAAUGCAAAAAGCUGAAGAGGAGACAAGUUUUAACUAUCACAAAAAGAAGGUAUUUCAUUAUAGUAAGCAAGAUGGCUAGUGUUUUUGUUUCCAAGAUGGUACUUGCAUAUAAUAUUGCUAAAACAUCACUGGAAGUUCUGUUAGAAUAGCUCUUGAAAUAAAUCACUCCUCCUAGGUUUGUUAGAACGUCCUGAUAAUGCAACACCAUGAAAUUUGUCAUGUUCCUUAUUCCAUGUUUUCAUUUGAAGCUGUAAGUGGUAAUUGAUUUGACAAAGGAGUUCUUAAAAUAUUUCUCCGAUCACACUUUUAGGGAAUUGCAGCCGAGAAAAAGGAAGCUAAAGCAGAAAAGGAAGAAGCUGAUAAGUAUCACAAGUUGAAUCAAGAACUGGUGGGUGCUUUAACUAACUGACAUGUAGAACUUAUGUUACAUACCUGUGAUUAGCAAUCAUCUAUUAUGCAGUGCAUAGUUAGUAGACUCAAGUCUGUUUAUUUGGGCUUCUGUAGGACAAUUGCCAGCUGGAGUUGCAGUUAUUUAAGUUGUAUCACAAUGAACAAGGCAUCAACCACCUCACUAAUGAACUGAAAACCAAAUCUCGUGAUCUGGACAAACUUGAAAAAGAGAAGAAUGAAACUGAACAAAAACUGAAGAGCAAGAAGCAAGAGAAUGCAAAGUUAUCACGGGAGAUGGCAAGUGUGGAAAAGAAAAUAGCAAGCAAGGUACAAUACCCUAUCAUUGCUAUACCCUAUUACAGUAUAUAUUUAAAUAACUUACAGUGAAAGGGUAAACCCUUUAAGAUUAGAUGUAAGUUUUAGCCAUUGAUUACUCUGUUGUUGGGGAGGGGUGGGGAGGGGUGGGGAGGGGUGGGCGGGGGAGGGAGGUGCUUAAAAAAUAUCCAAGGUGUUGUAGCAACCGUACUUUGCUUCACAAAUAUAUACCCAGAUGUGUAGCCUGAUAUUAAUAAUUAUUAUAGCAAGGCAUUUCUGUUUCCAGAAUUUUUGUCAUGUUUCAACCCACACUCUUUUGUUUCAAUUUAUUUGGGCCAGGCCUACAUGUACAUUGUAUAUUCUUUCAAUAGUUCAGUUUUGUAUAACUUUGAAACCAAGUAAAUUUCCCUUUAAGGAAGCUGAACAGAACAAGAAUAAACCUCUGUACAUCAAAGCCAAGGAGAAAACUUCUCAUCUCUCAAAACGAAUAGAAAACUCCAAGUAAGUGUAUGUUCCUUUUGGUUUGUUAAUGCAUAAAAUGGCAGCAAAUUCUUGACUUUUUAACAUUUUGACUUGGUGGCAUGAUAUUGAGUUUUCACCCUAUUGGUAGCAAGAUCUAAAAUGCCUGUAGUUUUCAAAAUCUUGAAUAUGCAGUAGCUUCCCCAGCAGAAGGUUGAGUUUUCAAAAUCUUGGAAACAAUUAUUAAACUCCAGGUAUAGCUUGAAUACAUCUUUAUUACCUUAUGGUGGAAGUUCAACUGUACAAUCACUUUUUAAUGAAUGAUUUUUACUCUUUGUGCUAUGUUGCUUCUUGUUGAAAUUUUACAUUAAGUAUUAGAUUGUUGGAGAUUGACAAUUUUUGAACUUUUGUUUUCUAUAGGAAGGCUGUGGCCAAAGCAAAGGAAGCGCAUAAGAAACAUGAGGCUGAGGUACCUUUUUACCUACCUACGACCUGUUCACCUACGGGUAUUCUCUAAUUUGUGUUAAAUGAACCAGCCAUGCAAGGAUGAAAUGAAAUCUCAACAUAUAUGCUGCUUUCAUUCUGCACAUCUUUCACCGUAAUGUGUAGGAGAGUUUAUCCAAGAUGUACAGUAAUUUCAUAUCUUUCAAAUUGUGUAGAUUGAAGAGCUUGAGAAAGAACUUGAAGAAGUUCGCAGGGCUGCUGAGCAAUAUGAAAAUGAUGUGUCGGGAGACAGUCAAGAUGAAAAUGUUGAACUAAUGGAAGCACAGGUGAGAUUAGCAUAGAGAUUCCUUUUUAAGUACUUGUGGGUACCUAAGGGUAUUAACAAGUAUUUGCAGGCACUUCUAUAUGCCAAUGCAUCAGUCAGGCUGAAAUGAGAACUAUUUAUGAUUGUGAAUAGUUAGUGAAAGGAAACAAGAAAACUUGACAGUCGACUUAGGUUGAAACCAUUUUGACCUACAACAUAUCCAUAAGUUUCCAUUCCCAUAGUUUACAUUGGUUCUUCUUUGAAGUGAGAUGUUGAACCAAGACAAGUACAUGUAAUUGAUAACUGGCCAGUUUGUUGACAGAUACCAUACCCCUGUAUCAAAAAGAAUAUUAUAGAAAAUAAACUAGCGGUAUUUUGAAUGUUCUUUGCAGUUAAGUCACCUUGUCAUAGUUAUGACCUAGAGCAGUUAAAAAUUUUUUAUUUCUUUAUUUUUUUACAGUUUAGGCAUAGCUGUUAAGAAAUGCUACUGUAGAAAAUUGUUUUGGAUGUUUGAUCAUGGCCAACUUAACCUGCAAUUACCUUGAUCAAGUGCUGUAACAGUCAGUGAUGAAUUAGCCAUGAUUUAAUGUUUGUAUUUCUUUGAAUAGCUUGAACAGUAUAAUGCCUUGAAGGAGGAGGCUGGAAGGGAAACUGCUGCAGUUAAGUUAGAGCUUGACAAGGUAUGUAUGUGUACUCAAAUAUUUAAAAUUAUCAGGCAUAACCUUAAAAAAAAUGGUGUUAGUAGACAACUGAAGGUUAACAUUUAAAUAAACGACAUAAAAAUAAAGAAUCAUUAAUAAAUUUUAUUAUUGGCUUGUUCGUCUCUUAUAGAUUGUCCGAGAGCAGAAUGCUGAGCAGAAAACUCUUGAUCAACUGAAGCAGAGAGAAAUAAGUUUAUUGUCUCAGCAGAAACACAAGAUAGAUCAAAGGUUUGUGCAUAACUUUUAAUCCUUUGAAAGUAUAUUAUUGAAAGUCCAUUGCUGUAAAAUAAAAUACAAUACAACGUGCAAUGUAUCAACAAGUAAGUGAUAUCCAAACUCUCGCACUAGUGACAUUCUUUUGUUUUAAUAAUUAUUAAAGUCAUUGUUGGCGUUAUUCAAAAUAAAGAGCAAAUAUUAUAUUUUUAUGUACUAGGAAACAGUUAGAGGAGAGAAUGGAGAAACUUGAUGAUUAUAUCAGGUACAGCUGUAUACUUUGUACUUUUCCUAUUUUGUUUGAUUACGGUCUACUCAAGCAAAAUAGCUUCCUUCUUCAAGUCAUGGUAAAAGCCUGGACAUAACUGGCACAUUUCUCUACUGAAUAUUAUAUUGCUCAAGUGCAGUGUAUUUAAAUGGUACAGAAAAAUAAUAAUUAAUUAGAGGUAACAAGAGGUAUACCUGUACAUAAAAAGUUUUACUUUAAGAUUAGAGGUAGAGUUUGUUGUGUUCAUUAUGACUCUGAGUAUGGGCAAUAUACCCGUGUAGUAAAUAUUAAAUUACUGCAAAAAGUAAGUGUUUGUUUACAUGCAGUAUGUUCAAUUCUCUCCUUUUUUGAUAUUACUGCGAUGAUCAUUCUUCACUUUCAUCUACAACCGCAGUUCAAAUAUGAAUUAUUUCAUAUACUUCACAUCAUUUCACUCCUCACGGGAGAUAUGAACUCAAUAAAUUGACCUCGCUCCCAAUGUGUGGCUUCAUAGCUCAGUUGGUAGAGCAACGCACCGGCAACGCGUAGGUCACAGGUUCGAAUCCCGUUGAAGCCCUGAUUUUUUUCAGGCUUCUUCUUUCCAAUUGCUUAUUGGAAAAUUUACUGCGAUGAUCAUUCUUCACUUUUAUAAUCAUAGUGUUGUUGAUGUUGUUAAUAUAAUGCUUUUUUUUAGUAAGGUCCUAGUGAGCAUAUUUUUUAUUUUUCAGAUCAAAUCAUGAGCAAGUGGAGAAAUUGCAGCAAGAACAUGAUGCACUAGACACAGAAAUCAAGUAUGUGUUGAAACAAGCAACAAAAUUUAUUCCUAGGCAUAUAGUUUACCUUAUAUAUUUACUUUCAUUGAUUUUGUUAUCUUUGCUUCUUAAUAUGUCUUUAUUAGUGAUGCCAACUCUCGUCACUCUGAACUAUGCAAACUGUUGGAGGAGGUGCAGGUUGAACUGAGUGAAGCUAAGGUAGAUAAACAUGAGAAUGCACGACAUCAGAAAAAACAGGAAGUGCUGGAGAGUAUGAAGAGACUCUUUCCAGGAGUUUAUGGACGGCUCAUAGAGCUAUGUGAACCAGUGCACAAAAAGUGAGUCAUUAACCAGCAAUUUAAGUCAAGAAAAAUAAUAUCCAUCCAUUCUCGAAGUCAUUAAGUUAAUUUAUACAAAAUGUUAACAGAACUUGACUUUUGCUACAAUAAUACAGUGGAACCCUUGUAACUCGAACUCUGAAGGGAAAGGAAAAACAGUUCAAGUUAGCAGGAGUUCAGGUUAUCGGGAUCUGAUUCACCGCUUUAAUGAUUAAUAGUUACUGAUUUUUCAGCAAUUCAUUGUGUAUAGCUACCGCAUAUUUACUUAUUUCGUCAAAAAUGGUGAAAUGAUCAUGCAUUUUUAUGAUAAAAUGCAAUCUGUUUUUGUUUACCUACAACAAGAAGAACUAAUGGGAUGGAAUCUGAGUGGGAUAACAAGAGCCAGAAUUUGAGUUAUCAGGGGAAAUUUCAGUGAAAUUUUGAUCAAGUGAAAGGAAGUUUAAUUUGAGUGAGGAGGGGGGAAUUCAAGUUAUCUUAGCAAAAAUGUGGUGUGAAAUCCAAGGGAAAUAGGACUUAGUUUGAGUUAGCUAGGAUUUUGAGUUAUCCGAGUUCGAGUUACUGAGGUUCUACUGUAAUGUUUAUUUGUCACUUAGCUAUGUUUUGAGCUGGCAUUUGGUUGGGAGCUGAGGAAACCACAAAAGUGUGACAAACAAGAAUAUUACCAUUUGAUUCUUUUUCAAUAAUUAUUGUAAAACAGUCAAUAAAAUUGUCAUCAUAAUUAAGAGUUGUUUAUUAAUUGACAAAUUUUUAAUUUAUAAUUAUGUCAUUUUUUUGUCAGGUAUACCCUGGCCAUAACCAGGGUUCUUGGGAGAAACAUGGAUGCCAUUGUUGUGGAUACAGAGAAAACUGGAAGAGAUUGCAUUCAGUACCUUAAAGAACAGGUUUGAUUUGCUACAUGUAGAUCCAACAUAUUUAUGAUCAUUUUCUUGAUACAAUAGCAAGAGCUCAAUUUUUUGAUUGUGUGUGUCUGCAUGAGAUCCAAAGGUAACUGAAAAUAAAAAUUAGGUGUUUGUGUGUGUGUGGGUAGGGUGGGGGGGGGCUCAAAAUUAAUUGUCAAAAAUAUUGAAAAUAUAAUUAUUUUUUAUCUUGUUCAUUUUAUUACAGCGGGCUGAUCCUGAGACGUUCCUGCCACUGGAUUCCCUUCAGGUCAAACCUGUUCAAGAGAAGUACCGGCAGAGCGCUGGUUCGGCUAAGUUAGUCAUUGAUGUGAUCAAAUUUGAACCAGCAGUUAUCAAGGUAUAACAGCUAGUUCUAUUAAGUUUACUUAAACUGUUAUACAACUUAUGCUUUACAAUGACGUUGUCCUGUGGUGUUACUGGUAACAGCACAAUAACUUCUUAUUUUGAAGAAUUUUUUACAAAAUAACCAUCUUUCACUGUCUUUUUUCCAACCUAAUAUGAAACAAUAUACCCAUGGUGUAUUGCUGAAGGAAUAUAUCAUUCUCUUAUGGCAGAAAGCCCUACAGUAUGCUUGUGCUAAUGCUCUUGUUUGUGACCGAAUGGAGGAUGCCAGACAGUUAGCAUUUUCAGGAGCUGAAAGAAAGAAAACAGUUUCCUUAGAUGGAACGCUGUUUCAAAAGUCUGGGAUCAUUAAAGGGGGAGUAAGGUAAAUCAAUGAUCAAAUUCUGUUCUGAAACUUAUAUCUAUGUUAAAUAAUAUAUAUUAUGUUGUUUAAGAAAAUCCAAAGACUCCUUUCACUUUGCAGAGCACUUUUUCACGUACACAGAGAUUUCCUCCAUAUAUUGUUAUUACUAUACACCAUUAAAGCUAUUUUUACUAGAUCCUAGUGUUUGAGUGUCAUGUAAACCAGGCAAUAAAGUUUUCAACGUUUUACAAUUUUUUCAUAAUUUUCAACCAGUGAUCUGAAGGCCAAGGCCAGGCGAUGGGAUGAAAAGCAAGUUGAUGCACUGAAACGUAAACGAGACAGCUUCUUGGCUGAAUUGAAAGAGCUAUCAAAGCAUCGUAGAAAAGAACCACAACUACAAAACUUGAAGUCUCAAAUUGAUGGGCUUCGGAAUCGACUGAGGUACUCUCACAAGGACAAAGAAACCACAGUGAGUUUGCUUUUUGUACUGUAGUGUUUUUUCCACACAAAGAUGAGUUGUUCUUCAAACGUACACUUUUGUAUGAGGAUACAGUUACUACACCUGUACCCUCAACUACCUUCCAUACUUCCUUUUACAAGUGAUAACAAAAUGAAAGAGUGAGAGAGUGAAGCUUUUUUAAGUAGUUACCAUGUAAAGAAAGUAUGUUCCAUUUACAACUGGAUCUGGUGAAUUAAGCAGCAUUGCAUACAUUACUUUUUGUUUGUCUUAGGAGAAGCAAUCAUUGACUGCCAUCUCUAAGGACCUUGACUUCAUUGAAAAAGAACUGAGAAGCUUGGAGGUAUUUUUCAUUUUUUUCAAAAACAAUGUAUUUAGUUAGGAAUUUUUUAAGUCCAUUUUUUCAGAAAUUUCUAACAUUGCUUAAUCUAAGGUAGGCAAAAUUAGUUAUGUCAAUAACCAAACAAUUUAAAUGUUAAAAUUAAUUUUUGUCUUUGCAAGUCAUAAGUUCACCUAACACAAUACCCUGAUAUUAUUACAGUGUAGCUAAGCACUAGUACAGUUAAAACACAUUAUGCAGUUCACUGUUUAUCGCUUUGAUAGUAACACAGCUUGUUCAGGUUUAUCACUCGGGCAAUGCAAUUUCCUGUAUGCCAUCAUUUCUAUUGGACUUUUUAAGUGAUGCGUGUUGUGGACAUUUCAGCCAAAGAGGGAUGAGUUACGAAAAUCAAUGGAAAAAAGAAGUACAGCAAUCACCAACACAGAGAAAAGAAUGAACAGAGUAGAGGAUCAGGUAAGUUAAUUAAUAUGGUGACACAGGGACUGAUCUUAACCUUGUACAAUUCUUGUUGCUAAUGAAACCUUAAUUUGCUAGUCAGGAGUGGUUAGUACGAACUUCUCUUUAAAUAAAAUAAUGGGCAACCAACCAACACAAGUUUGAGAACCAGUAAUACACCCUUGUCUCUAUUUCUUCCUUUCCUUUUUUUAUUAUUUAUUAUUAUUUAAAGAUGUAACAUAACAAACUACUUGCAGAUAUCCAAGUGAUGCCAUACUCUCCAAUUUAGUUAUUUUGAUUCCAGAUUUAACUCAUUCACCGCUGAACCACCCAUAACACCCCACGCAGAUCAUUGUCCCUUUUGCUGGUUGUGAUGUCAUGCAUUUUCAUAGACAAUUUUGAAAUUAAUCUUAACUUGUGCAGGGGGAAAAGAUCUCUGAAAUCAAGAUCAAAUUAGAAAGGUUCAGUCUAACGGGACAGAGAAAAAUGUAUAAAACCAUGAAAAGUUGACCCAAAAAGUCCAAUGAUAAUCUUGUUCUGACACCCAGCUCCACCUCUUUCCUUCUAAUGCUAUGAUCCUAAAAUUUUAACCAAAAACUUGAAAAAAGUAGGUAAGAGAAGCAAGAAAAGAGCCCUGGGGGGAGGAGAGGGGGUGGGAGGAUGAAAAGCAAAUUUUGCUUUCUGUGCUUGUCUGAACUUUCCAAGCUGGAGACGGCAUACUGUUCAAUGUAUAAAUGGUUGUUUGGUUCUUUAUGGCCAAACAGUGACAGGAAAACAGCAUGAUUAACUUUAUAAAACGUUUUCACCAAAGCAUUUUUUUACAGGUAUUCAGGGAAUUCUGUGAUCAAAUUGGUGUAGAGAACAUAAGGUAUGCAUACAAAUUUAGAUCAUCUUUCUACACAGAGAAUGUUACUAAUCUGACUUUGUUGUGUUCCCUAUUGGAAAUGAUUUCACUGUCUUAAUUGUGAAAUGUAAUUCCAGUGCUGUAUAAUGUUGUGGGGAAUGAGAUCAACAGAAGAAAGUGAGGGUUUAUUUACAAGCCAGGGAGAAUGGGAAUAAUGGUUAUUGAGGUUUUCAACCCUUCCUUUGGCUACAUAAAGAGUCAAGGACCAUUGAAGUCAAACAGUAGAUGCAGCAUUAUUAAAAAUAAAGAGAAUAAUGACUCACCCUUGUUCCUUGCCUGGAACCAUCUACAUAGAACAGAACCUGUAACUGAUAUUGUGUUUUUAUCUUUUCAAGGCAAUAUGAAGAAAGACAACUGAGGUCCCAGCAAGAGAGAGCUCAACGCCGUCUGGAGUUUUCUAACCAGGAGUCCCGCUUAAUGAAUCAGGUUAGAAAGAAAUGUUACUCUACACAUUUGUUCAAUCUGCCAAACUGAUUUAACACUCAUGUAUAAGCUGUAUGCAUGGCUGGAUAAGUCACACCCCCAACUUUCAAUCCUGAUUUUGAAAAAAAAAAACACUCAAAAAAUAAUGAAGGUUUUUAAUUUUAGUGCUAAGCUUCAUGAGUGUAAAUCAAGUUUUUGGUAAAUUCAGUGUUAGCUGCAUAUUUGUUAUUGCUUGAUUAAAUACGUCAGUGAAAUCUCAAGUUAUUCCUUCUCUGGAAUGUUAAAGCUCAAGUCAGUAGUGUUCAUUCUUUCAUAUUUGUUAUUAUGUUUUCUGUCCUUUUUCUGACACCAAACUGACCAGAAGAGAUGUUCUUGUAGAUAAGCCACCCAUGAUUUUGGGCGUAAAAUCUAUGCAAAAAGAUGCGGCUUAUACUCAAGUAUUUAAGGUAGUUUAGGGUAGUAUUUAUGGUAUUAUCUUAACGAUCUAUUGUCUUGUUUUUAUAGUUGGAUUAUGAAAGGGGUAGAGAUACGAAAGGUAAGUGCCAUGAUUACUUUUUGGAGGGCACAUUUUGUUAUUUUGCAUAUAACAUAACUUUUACACAAACAUCUUAAAAUAGUUUGUCUACUUUUGUGACUUUUUGCCAAUAUAGUACCUAAUAAUUAAAACUUUUUUUUUUUCAUUCUUGGAUGGUAAUGUAAAAAAAAAAUUAAAAAGGAAGGCAUUCUCACUAACAUGCACAUAGACCAGAUAAAUGACUAAAUUCAGUUUCAACAAUUUUAUCUUAAAUUCUUAACACCUGGAUAUUACUAGAAAAAGUAACUGGAUGCUAAAUUACUAUUCUUUGUAAAGAGUUUACUAAGUGAUCAGUUGCUUUCAGGUCAACUGAAGAAACUUAAAGACAGUCGGGCUGCAGAUAAAGAAGAGUUUGAAAAACUCGAAGCAGAGGAGAAAGAAAAACUUAAGGCAGGUCUAGCAUACUGGCAAGCUUCAAAUUGUAGUUACUAAACGAACAAAAACAGGAAGAUUAUGUCAGUCUAACACUUAAAUAUUGUCCCUGGCGUUAGGUUAGUAAAGAAUAAUAAUUAUUGUUACUGGUGCUGUGGAAGACAUUACUAAUUAAAGUAUCAAACCGAAGUCUACUAAAUCAAUGGAGCUUUUUGAUUUGAAAACAGCAAAUUUUGCAGUUUUCUUGGCUGGUUGACAAAGAUGGUGCGUAAUCAUUCAUCUAUGCUCUCUAAUAAACUCCAUUUACAGGAAUUUUUGAAAUAUAAUUCAACAUACCACAUAUGUUUUAAAACAAUACUAUUUAGGUUACCAAGACAGUGGUCUUAAUUCGUUAAGAUCAUUUCUUUUUACAUCAUUUAUCACUAAUAAUUAUUAUGCCAACAUGUGUAUAUCAUUAUUUAUAUCUUAAAUUCCAUUUUUUUUUGCUCAUAAGAACUUAUUUUACAAAAGUUCUGACAGAUAUUAUUCUGUAUAACUUGUAGAUAAUCGAACAGGUUGAUAGUGAACUGCAAAAAUUGCACUUGGAGAAAUCAAGCAAGAAGUCAGAGAUUGAUGAGAAGGUUUGACAACAUAUAGCCAGUCCACUACACAAAUAUCCUACUAUUUAAUUACUUAGCUAUCUGUGCUCUGGUCAUUAUUGUAAAUGUAAUUUGCAACAUGUUUUGUUACUGUAAUUUAUAUCUUCAGACCUGUUUAAUCACAAGAUUGAAGCUUUAUGCUUUGCCUUAUUUUUCACUCAGGAACAAGAAAUCCGAGAAGUGAAGAAGGAUGUGAUGCAAUGUGUGAAGGAUGUAACAGCUCAUCAGAAACAAAUGACUGCAAUGGUACAUGAAGAUUUUUUCCUUUUAUUUCUUGGUACAUACAAUAUAACAACAUAAACUGCAUACAUAUCUGUAACUGAUGGUUUAAGUACUACAUAAGUUGACAGUCCGUCAAAAUCCACUGAACUAUCAUUUUAUAUUUUAGUUUGUGAGAUUGGUUAUCAUGUUACUAGAAGUUGUUUAAAAAGUCAAUAUUUGAAUAGUCAGUCUCCAUUUAUGUAGUUAUCCAUUUUUGUUCAUUUUCUUCAUUUCAUUGGAUGUUUUUCAGGAGACCCAGCUUGAACAAAAAAGAGCUGAUCGUCAUAGUCUACUAAAGUCUUGCAAGGUAAACCUUUCAAUGAUUAAUUAAACAGGUAGCUGAUGUUUACUGUUUUUUUUGACUGAUGGUAAGUAUAGUCAACCUUUAAACAGUGCAAUUUGUAGUCUUUUAAACUUAUGGCUCUCAGGUUACGGUUAGUGAGUCACGGCUCUUCCCAAAAGGGUCUUUGAGCGUAAUCUAGUGUUGUGUUUUGUUGCUGAACAGCUUCCACACAGCAUGGAAAAUGCUUUAACUUUGUUCUUCUUUCUUUGCUGAUAAUCAUACAGAUGGAAGAUAUCUUCCUACCAUUUAAGAAGGGUGGAAUGAAUGAUAUUGAUCUUGGUGAACCAUCAUCCAGUCAACCUGAAACAUCCAGCCAAGACCAGACUGAAUCAUCUUCAAUGGAUGUUGACAGCACAAGCACACAGGUACAGAGACUUGUAACCCAGCUAUAAAACACUCUUAUAUCAAUAAGCUAGCCUUACUGUCAGACGUUUCUGGAGAAAAGGAGGAAGAGAGAAGCAAAAGGGGAGACUGCUAAGGGAGAGGAACCUCUUCUUUAUCUCUCUCUUCUUCCCUUCUCUCUUUCCACCUUCCCCCUCGAACCACAAAGGAACACCUGAUUAGUGAUACUCAGGCUACCUAUAAGCUGAUUCUCCAAACUGUCAUCCAUACAUUUCUAAGGUUCUAAUGGGGAGAAGUUCUUUAUUAAUCACGAUCAUGAUUUUAAUGUUUUAUGAUAAUUGUGCUUGUUUUGUUCACUGUUACAUGUAUGUUUAAAGGGGCAUAUCAUGUAAACUCUAUUAUCAAAACACAAGUUCUCCAUUUUUCAUCACCAAACAUAUCUUAUAGAAACAGUCAGGAGAAGAUUUAUCUGUGAUACAUUAUCACACCGUAGGAUGUUACCCGCAGUCAAGCUCUGAUCCCUACUUCUGUUUCUUCUAAAAACAAAACAUGUUGCUCGUAGCCUAACACCCCAUCCAAGUGGUCUUUGCCUUAUCUUUCACUUCAUUAUUAUUACUACAUUAUAUUCUUGACCCUGCACAUUCUAUUUGCAGGGAGCAAAAAUAACAUAUGAGAGAGAGGCUAACCUGGUCAUUGAUUAUUCAUCACUCAGUAGAGGAUUAAAGCAGGUGAGAACCUACCUCCAAAAUCCAUUAGAAUAGUCUACUUCCAAGAUGCCUUAAGCCUCUGUUUCAAACCGAGGCUAAGUGGAAAGCCAUUGAUAUGAAAUUACUGUUUGAUUCUCAUGCAAAUAAAACUCAUUUCAAAAAUGUUGUUUACUGAGUCUUGUUUUGAAAGGGAGAAUUUUUGGGACUCGGAAAUGGCCUGUUAUUUAGAUUCUGAUGAGUGCAUCUGGAAUUUUGUUGAAGCCAAAUGGCAUUUGCUUUGCUUUAUAAAUUACUCACCAAUAAACCUUUAUCCCAUUUUAAACUAUCCAGGAAAGGUUUCAUUUUAGAAUUCGAUGCUUAAGAAAGUUUAUAUUAUAAUUGUUAUCAUUAUCAUUAUUGUUCUUUUUCAUUAUUGUUAUUUUAUUGUCAGCUUGAAGACCCUGCUGAAAUUCGCAACAUGAUGAAUGAGCUUACAAACAAGGUGAAUAAACUGCAGACGACUUUACAAAGGAUUCAAGCUCCCAACAUGAAGGCACUUGAAAAGUAAGAACACGUCUUUUUAGUAGACAUCUUAAAGAACGUCAGAGACAAAAAUUGCUUUGCAUUGCUUAGAGCUUUCAUGGAAUAGGUCAUUUGUACGAUGACGUCUUUUUUACUACUGAGACCAGAAUUCAUUUCGUGUUUUCUUUCAUAUUUAAAUUUGUUAAUCCCAUUGAGGUUGAAAUAACAAAAGCCCUAAUUUGCACAAGAAAGCAAAACCCUGAAGGAUUCUGGUAGUAGUAGUAAAAUGACGUCAUCGUGCAAAUGCCCUAUUCAGAGUGUUUGCCAAGAACAUUUUCGUAGCCAAAAGAUCUAAGUUGUCAGAAGAAAGCAUUUACAAUGAUUGUAACAAUAUUUUUACUCCUUCAAGAGGAACUCACUGUACAGUCAGGGAAUAACUAUCAAUCGAAUGUUGCGAUUUUUCAACGUUACUUGUUUCCCUUUAUGUCCUGUGCACACCUACAAUAGAGGAUUUCCAUCCAUUGAUGAUUAUAUUUUAGAUGAAUAUUUAAUUUCUUCUCCGUUCUGAUCUUUAUUUAUUUUGUCAUGCAGGCUUGAUGGUGUGAGUAGCCGUUUCCAAGAAACAAGUGCAGAGUUUGAGCAAGCAAGAAACAAAGCAAGGAAGGCAAAGAUUGAAUUCGAAACAGUCAAGAAGGAAAGGUAUUUUUUCUGUGUAAUUGAUUUUAACAAAAUCUUACUUGCCAAUCCUUGCCUUUUCUGUCUAUUAUUUGUAUUAACUUAAUUUAUGAAACUUGUUUUCACAGAAGAAACAGAUUUUUCGUUUUUAGUCUUGGCUUGUUAUUAUGAUACAUUGCCUCACAACUAUUUGUUUUUUGCAUAAUUAUUAAAUGGGGCAAAAAAGGUUUAUUAAAUCAUGAAAUUGUAACUCUAUGAUAAUAUAAUACGGUAUAACUUUACUUUUUUGAGUAGAGAUUGGACGUAUCAGUAGUAGUUAUCUUAUGUAUUCAACGUAAAGAUCAACAUUUAACAAUAUUAUUAUUCUUCGAGCCCGAAUGGGCUCUGAGUCAAUAGCCUAUGAGGCGGAAGGCCAAAUGGGCUAUUGACUCAGAGGCCAUGAGGGCGAGAGGAAUAAUUGUUUUAGUAAAAUCCAACUAGUUGGUCAAAAAUAUCGAGACAAAACAACUUUAGCUAGAGAAACGUGAUUCAGCCGCCAUUGUUUUGGUUUUCAAAGCCGGCGCUUUUCGCUGCUAGUGGGCUAUAACAUAUAGCCUAGUAGUAGCUCAACCAAUCAGAACGCAGCAUUGAUAAUAAGCCACUAGUUGGAUUUUACUAAACUGCAAUAUACUUUUACAUAGCCCUGACAGUCUCUUUCACCACCAGAUAUGAACUCUUCAUGACAGCGUUUGAACAUGUUUCAACGAAAAUAGAUGAAAUUUACAAGGUUUGUCGUGUAUUUACAUAUACAUAUAAUAUAUAGUUUAGCCAGGGCUAAAAGCGAAGCUCUCGUUAAAUCCAUGAUUUACUAAACAAAAUAUAAACGAAGACAGGCAAAAAAUCGGUAGGUCUAAUUAGCCAAAAAAAAAAACUUUGCACCUGCAGCACACUUUUUUUCUAACUAGCAAAAAACAAUUUUGCACGCUUUUUUGUACAUUUCUUUGCCGUCGUUUUGAACGAAUAAAACGUGAAACUUCCAGAAACUUCCUAGUUACACGUUUUACGGAGGAAAUGUAUGUGUUCUGCCUGUUCACUUUUUUUUCGCUGCCGCUCAUUUUCACCUUGUUAGCGGCUAAUAUUUCCCCUUUUUCUCACCGCCGCUAUAAAUUCUUUUUGUUUUUCUUCUAAUGAAAUUGGUCUCCUUUGGUUUUUAACUCUCGCUCUGGCUCUUUCUCUGUUAUCCACGUUAAUGUAGACAUUGAAAUUAAGUCGAAAGAAAGAGUCGGCAUUUGUUGUUGUUUUUUUAUCUCUAAAACACUGGGAAGCUACCGUAAAAUUCCGAAAAUAAGCCCCUCCAAAUGUAAGCCCCCCAAACCGUUAACGCAUAAAACCCUCCGUUAAAUCGCCCCUCCAAAUAUAAGCUCCCCGGGGGCUUGUACUUGGAAAAUUGUCCUCAAAUACAAAGUAAAACAAAGCAAAAACGGUAAAUUAAAGUUUACUUCCAUCUAUAAGCCAGCCCAAUCUAUUUUGAAACGCAACUUUCCCUCCGAAGAUAAGCCCCGCCAAAAAUAAGCCCCCUAUAAAGGCCCGUUGAAAAGUAUAAGCCCCAGGGCUUAUUUUCGGAAUUUUACGGUAUGCGAUUUACCGUCGAAACUAGCGGGUGCUUGAAAUGCAAAAUGUGAUCUCUUCUUACAUGAAGGGGUGGACGUACCCGGUACGGACGAUUUUCUCAGUACCAAAAUUUGUUGGAUGCAUAGAUUACCUAAUUUUCAUACCCGUGGUGCUCCGCUAUAAAACUAAGAGAAGACACCAAAAACUAAACGUAACAUUAUUUCUUAUUACCAGGUCAAUAUAAACCGCACAAAAAAUUACUAUACCAUGUUCUUGAAAUAUAUAGAACACAUACCAGGGUUGGGGUUGUAGUACAAGUACAAUGAUAGUAAAUUUAAAGCAAAUAUUAUUACGUAUAAUUUUAUUUAUGCUCCUCUUGUCCCUUUAUUUUCUUUCAGGACAUUGCCAACAAUCCCAGCGCACAAGCAUUCCUUGGUCCUGAAGAUGCCGAGGUAUGCAGUAUUUUCCAAUCACAGAUCCUUAAGUUCGGAUCAAGGAUAGUAGUCUACCGUCCUUUUACCACUGAGAGGUCAUGUUCUUAAGAUUCCAGUGGUUCUUUAAUGGUGGCGGCGGUAAAUUGUGUUAAUUUUGUUCUUAAUGUUGUUUUUUGGCCGUUCUAGGAGCCCUACCUUGGAGGAAUAAAUUACAACUGUGUAGCGCCCGGGAAAAGGUCAGAAUUUUAGUACUUCUUUUUAAGUUUUGGUUUAUGCGGUAGUAAGCAGAGCCCUUUGGUUUUACUAAUUAGUGCUUUGUAAAUGCCCAGGUUCCGACCAAUGGAUAAUUUAUCUGGUGGCGAAAAAACUGUAGCAGCACUUGCUCUUCUCUUCAGUAUUCACAGGUAAAUAAGUAGCUCUGUUUUGUUCUAGAUAAUAACGUUAUGAUUGUCACAUGUAAGUUAUAUCAUUCAUCGCGUUAGAAACGAGGUUGGAGUGUUACUAUCAUACUUUAAGUGUAAGAGAAUUUAAAUGGACCUUGUUACUUUUUUGACUACUGAUUUUACGUUAUUGCAGCUUUCAACCAGCACCGUUUUUUGUCCUGGAUGAAAUAGACGCCGCUCUUGACAACACCAACAUCAAUAAGGUACAUUAGAAGCUUGACUGAGAUGCAAGAGCUAGGAAGCUUAUUUUUAAAACAUAUGUGGUAACUGACUGUGUAAUACGCCAGUACUUCUGUUGAGUCAGGUCAGAGAUCCUAUGUGAAAGGAAGUAGGCGGCCGUUAAAGGCGUGCCCUACUUGUAUAAUUAACCGUGGGUUUUGCAGUACGCCUUUUUGUAAAACGUGUCAGUAGAUGCCUCCUUAUGAAAUACCUGUUUAUUGUUUAUCAUCAUGAGAUUUUAUUCGUUUGCAAUUUUAAUAUACUGCUUCUUUUUAGGUCGCCAGGUACAUUAUCAGCGAAACUGAAAAACGUUUCCAGUGUAUUGUGAUUUCCCUCAAAGAAGAGUUUUAUACCAGGGCAGAAGCUCUUAUUGGAAUUACUGCUGAAGUUAGUAUGCAUUUACUCUGAUGAUAAUAUUUGGGCGCUGUUUACCGUCCCCCGUCCCCUAAGUAGAUUUGGUACUCAUUUCCAGGCUUGACUCGGUCGUAAGUGUGUAUGAUCCCGACGAUCUUAUGGAAAAGUAGGGGAUUUUGAACAGUCUAGUUCUGCCCGUGUUUUCAUCACUUGAGUUACGGACGUUCAUUAAUGACGUUUCUUUUUGUUUUCUAGCCUGACAAAGACUGCACAGUGAGCCGAGUGUUCACCUUGGAUUUGACUCAGUAUCCAGAGUAGUUAGGCUGCCACCACUCAAACUAUUCAUCCGUUGGAAAAUUUCAAGAAAGCUGUACAGAAGUUAAGGAAAGACAAACCGCUUCAUGUAAUCAGGGGAUCUCAUCUUCAAUCUUGUGUUAACGUGACAUAUGUUGUCAAGCCUUUGCAAUCUCUUUCUGAACCUGAACUGACCACUAUUAACUUUGUUUAAAAAAAGGUUAUUAAAAAAGAUGACGCACUUGCCAGGUCUCGCUUUUAUUGUCCUCCUCAACACU